CGCAAUAAUGAUGGCGCUAGCAUCGCCAAACAAGAUGGCGUUCGUAAACUUGGAGUGAUUCGAGGUGUUUAUUCGAGCUUUUGUUGUGUGAAAAAGUAUCGAUAAUGUGCAAUUUGUGAGCUGAAAGUGCCCAAAAAGACUCAAAGAACCCCCAGAGAAGGGAUUGUGCAUUGUUUUUUGGCGCCAAACGUGUGGGAUUGGGGUGAAAAGACGUGCGACACAGCGCCGAGAGAGCCCCAAAAAAGAAAAAUUGUCGAUUGUGGAGUUGCUUACAAAGGAUUGACGGAGUGGUGUGGAGGCCCACGCGUGGCCCCAGAACUGCCAGAGCGGCAGGAGAAGCGCUGAAAAAAAACGAGUGCAAAAAUGCGGUCAUUUGGCUGAAUGAACGUUAGUUGGCAAAACUUUUGAAAGGAGUUGAAGAAAUCAAAAGAAGAAGAAAAAAACCUUAAAAAUCUGAGAAGAAUUUUGAAUCAGGUGUGUUAUAUUUGAUUCACCUGAAAGGGGAAGGAGGAGCUACACAGAAGAGUCAGAAAGACGUUAAAAGUCAUGGACCCGGUGGGACCGUGGUCCUAUACGUACAACCGGCUGGCAGCUGGAGCAGCCAGUGGUGCCACAAGUGGGGACUUUCAUCAUCAUCUCGCCACAGCGGCUGCGGCCAAUAAUGCGAGUGUUGGUGCCCCAGCGACGACGUCACAGCUUCUGGCACAGGCAGCGCAUACAACGAGUCUCGGGACGUCAGCUACGUCCGCGUAUGCAGGUGGAUUCCUGUCACCACCUACAGUUGGGUAUGAUUCGGUCUUUUCGCCGUUUUUGCAUCAUCCAAACCCGAAGCCAGCACACUACAGCUCAACGAUAAAUGCGCAGCAUCGACAGGCGCUGGCACAGGCGGCUGUUGUGGCAAAGCCCGAAGGGGAGUACGCCUCCCCGGCAGCGGCACAUCAUCAACCGCAGUCGUCGGCAUUCUUUGAGCAAGCUGGUGGAAGUGGGAGCGGAGCGAGUGGGCAGAGUUCUGCGGGGAGUGGUGCCGGUGCGGGAAGUGGCGCCGGGGCGGCCAUAGCGUGGCAAGGUGGUGGCAAUCAAUUGCCGAGCCCCUUUGGGAUCCUUCCGCAUGAGAAUGUCCCGUCGAGUCCUGGUGGAGGAAGCGGCGGAGGCGGUGGGACAAAGACGGCAGGAGCUGGUGGUUCGGGGAAUCCCGCAACAGCAGCUGCAUCCGUUUAUGACAACUUCAACGCCCACAUUGCUGCUCAAUCAUUGUAUCAUAUAAAUUCCCAGCUGGCCGCCAAUGCUGCCGUUGCUGCGGCCAAUAAAGUAGCCGCCGCAGCGGCUGCUGUACGUUCGGGAUCACCGCAAAUUAGUAGUGCAGCCGCCAUAGCGUCAAAUAAAUUGACAACAGCUACGAAUUUCUAUCAAGGUGUCCCAGCGGGGUAUGGUGUGGCAGCAGCAGCAGCAGCCGCAGCAGCUGCAGCGGAGAGCCUGUCAGCGUAUCCGGUGAGUCAGAAGACAACGAGUACGUCACAGCAGGAGUAUAGCAGUAGUGGGACAAAUACGGGAAGUAAGUCAAGUUCAAGUAGUUCGUCUUCGCUUAAUAAUAGUAUCCAGCAGUCGUGUGUUAUUGUAAGUGCGAGUCCCAUGUCACCAUCCAAAGAUUAUCGUAUCCUUGCGACAAUCCCAACAAUCCCAACAACUCUUUUAAAUAAUAACGGUAAUACUAGUGUUAGCUCAUCAUCUGGUCAUUCCACAACAUCCACAAACCCCAAUCAAUCUGUAACCCAUCAACCUGCAACGACGAAAAAUAAAGCAAGGCAGCAGUAUUUGCAGCCACAGCAUCUCGGUAAGACGCAAUCAAUGCAAACAAAGGCCCAAACGAAGGUCUAUGCGGAGACAAAUGGUGAGAGGAAUGUUGUGGUGGAACCACCACCACAAUCCUCACCGAUAAGUUAUAGUUUACCCGAUAGAAUACCCGCAAAUUCAUAUACCGCAACGUCGGCUGUUGUUGGGAAAUCGUCGCCCAAUAAUCGGCAUUCCCCCGCCGCUGGGCAACAGACGACAACCUUUCAUCAGGUAACACCCCCUUAUCGACAACCGCAGUCGCACUAUCAACCAAAACCCGAUGAAGUGAGUUUUACGCGGGUUGUGGGGAAAGGUGGUGGCGUUGGUAGUGGUGGGGGGAGUACGGGUGGGACGGGAAGUAGUAGUAGCUCCGAUGUAGCGCAGUAUUCAUCGUCAAGUUCAAAUGAACGUCGACCGAGUCCGCAGCAGACUCCAACAACGCAUUCACAGGCAUCCCCGCAAAUGGCAUCGAGUCAUGCAAGUCCAGCCACAUAUCCCAUGUACAAUUCCCCCAUGAAUUCCAUGUCAUCCCCACAGACUGAGCAGCAUUACCAUCAACCACCGCAGAGUCCGCUCGAUGUCACCAUUUCACGAGCAAACUCAAUUCCCAAUCAGGUUGCCUAUUCGUCCGUUAUAACGCGUGCUGUUGCCGAUGCUACGCGCUAUGCGCAGGAUCGUGCAACACCUGUACAACAGUCUAGCGGGCAGAAUUGUUGGGAACAGCCCGAGCGAUCUGGGAGACAAUCUCAGCAAGCACGGAGUACUUACGUUGUUCAACAGGAACGUGGACAACUUAAUGUUCAACAACAGUCUGCUUUUGAACAACAACAACAACAACAACCUCCUUCAAAUAGUGGAAUAACAAUUUUGCAGGAUCUCAGUAAUUCACGUGGUGAUCCAAUGAGUAUUGUGCGUGCAUUGCAACAGACAGAUGUGCCGCAGGGAUCGGAGCAACGGAAUGUUGAUGCAAAGAGCACAACAACAACGGGAACGACAACAAAGCGUCGGGGGCGAAAGGUGGUGGCAGAGAAGACGGAUGAGAAGGAGGAACAACAGGAGGACGCGUAUUAUGCAGCAGCUGCAACACGACAACCACCACCGGCGCAUAGUUCAACACCCGGACAACGUGGACAAAAUGGCCAGUUGCAGCAGCAGCAACAACAGCAUCAAAAUGGCGGCGGUGGUGCGUCGUAUUUGGAUCUUGAACGAUGGAAUCCAUUACCACCGCCACCACCGAAGAUUUUUGCCCCGAGUACAGGGGGGGCCUUUACGGCUCAAGGAACGUUUGGGCAGGCAGCAGCACAAACACUAAUGGUACCCCAUGGUCCACCCCUUCCCUACUUCCCUGCCUUCCAUCUAGCUGCUGCCCAUACUGCGGGGCAUCAUGGGGACUUUGCGAAUGAUGCGUAUGCAGCAACAACGGGGAAUGUUGAUUUGUAUCAACAUCCGUCAAUUGAAUCCCAUAGUAGUAGUAAUGCAAAUAAUGUUAAUAGUAAUACAAAUAGUAGUUUAGGGACAAAUUGCAAUAGCCACGAUGUGCGCGGCGAAGACGAGCCACCGAAAGUUGUUGUACCGAAUAUAGAGGAAGAACUUGGAUUUCUUGCAGAACGUGGUGGUGGUGGUGCUGCUGCAACAACGCAUCAGCAACAUUUAGGAGGUGGGAAUGCCGCAAUGGGUGCACAGCAGCCACCGCAACAGCAGCAGCAGCAACAGCAUGAGGAGCAAAGUAUUGCAAAGUCAAUUGCGGAGAAGAAGUACAAUCUGCCAAAGGGUGUUGGUUCGGGGUUUAUGGGGUCAUAUUUGAAGUUUUUGCAAGGUGAACGCGACACCUCGCCACCACCGGCAAGUCGUGGUGGGCGCAAGGCGACGUGGUCGAGAACGGCGGCCACGAGUACAGCGGCGGCGGCGGCUACGAGUCAAACGACAACAACGUCAAAAAGCACAACAACGCCAUACAAUCAGCAGCAACAACAGCAAAUAAGCAAUGGUGUCAAUAUACACUCCCAACAGAUAAUUCAUCCAGGUCAAGCACAAACGGCGGCCGAACUGGAUGAUGGGAGGAACUACUAUCAGCAAUCACGGAAUAAUUCCACAAAGCGCAAAUACGAUGAUGACGUGAAUGAGCGCACGGCUAAGCAGGCAAAGGGGGGCAUUGAGAAGAGUGCAGAUGGGAAGGAUGUGGCUAAAAAGACGCGACUACAGCAGCAAGUUGCGCCGCCGCCGCCGCCGCAAAUUCCCGCAAAUCCCCUUCAGACAACACUCCAACCGAGUCCGAGUGUUUUGCAAGCUACAGCACCCCCACACCUCCCCCUCCAUCCUCAUCCGCAUCAUCAUCACCCACAGCCACCGCCACAGAUGAUGCAGCAGACAUACUAUCAGCAACCAGAUGAAGAAGUGCCACUGCGUCGUGAAAUGUCGCACCGGAAGGCAAAGGGGCGUAGUGUCCUUCAGCUCCUCAACAUGUCCAUUGAUACGGAAGAUUUUGCCGGUGCGGCGUCCGAUGAAGAGCCGGCGGAAUUUCAGGAUUCCGACACAGAUCCCGUGUGGACACCCGAAGUGGAUGAAGAUGACGAGGAGUGGGACAAGGGGCGGAAGAAGCUGAAGAAACCACGUGAUGCACGCACGAGGAUGCGAAAAAUGUCUCAAGGAGGGACACAAGAAGGGGAAUUCCUGCCAAUGCGUGGGAAUGUUCAGGAGGAGGUGAUCAGUUUGGAUAUGGAGGCAACAAUGGGCAAGGAAUCCGUUAUUCAGAUGCACGAAAAUCUCCCUCAAAAGGUGCCCCAAGUGCAGCCAAUGCAGCAGCAAAAGACACCACAAAAUCACGAAGGAUUCAAGAUUGGGCAGUUUCUUGUGAAUAUUCAGGACGAAGUGACGCAUGAAUGGCCAAAAUUGUGGCGUGUUGAUGGGAAGAAUUUACUGGAGAAGUACGAACCAAUCCUCAAGGCGGGAAAGAUUGUCUAUCGCAAUGAGUCUGUGUUUGCUGCUUUGCUUCCGGAUUCCCAUGGGAACUACAGGGUGAUCAAAGUGGCAACAAUUCAGAAUACAGCUGACUUCCGUACGCGUCAGAAUAAUCUUGUGGAAUGGAUACGCGAUGGGGUUCCGUCGCCGGUGAAGCCACAAAUGCAGGAGAGUCAAUCGACGAGCCAUCAGGGGGUUAUUCGGGAGAAUCCCACCACGCAGGGAGCAGUAGGAGUCAUUCCGCAACCCGCUGCGGCGCCUCUUGUGGAUCUUGGACCGGAAGUUAUGGCACAAGCCUCCGUACCGACCGCCCCAAUGACACCCUUUGAGCGACUAAUGCAGGAGAAAUUGGUGUAUCAGGAACAUUUUGAGAUCUACAUUCAAACACUCAUUUCACAGGCCCUCGAUCCGAACUUCCUCACGGAGAUCAUUCAGGAGAAUGAUGAAUACUUCCUGGGAAGUGUGAGGACCAUUGACAGCCUCAUUGAGGGUCUUCGGACGCGCCUUCGAACGGCCCGACCGAUUUCGCGGAAUUUCCAUUCGGCCGUUGAGACGUGGCCGCAGUACGAUGUCCUCCAAUUGGGCCCCAACUACCCACCGCAGAUGGCGUGCACGAGCUGCCUGCGUGCCGUGGCUGCUGUUCACAUUCGCUUCGCCGGCCAGCUGUACAAUCCCGUCACAAUGACGGCGCGUGAUUUCCAACCGGGUGUCUCGUAUGAGCGCGACUUCACCCUGUGUGGGGCAUGCAAUGAGAAUCUGCGGAUGCACCAUCGGCUGAGUCAUCAGAAGUACUCACUCUUCAUGGCGUGCACGCAGAAGGUACAAGAGCGGGGCACGCAGGAGCCAGGCAAAACCAGUACGACCAUUCUCAAUGAACUCCUUGCGGAGGAUUCAUGGCUCGAAGAGCUCUUCCGGAAUGUCCGUCAGGGAUGGGUUGAGAUUGAAAUGCUCGUCGAUGGAGACGUAGCAGUUCGCUUCUAAAAAGCAGUUUUAGAAGCUUCCACAACAGCUCCAAAUCCUCGGAAUUCCAAAUAAAAACAAAAAGAUUUACUUAACAAAAGGAAAAAUUACUGAAUUAAAAAAAAUCAAAGGAAUUUUAGAACAGAAGAUCUCCGUUUGAAAAAAAAAAGAAAUUUCUUUGCAGACUUGGAAGUUGCAUUUUAGCAUUAAAAUGAAAUACAAAAGAAUUUUUCACGUGGAAAUCUCAAAAACAAAAAGUAAAAAGAUGGGAAAGAAAAUGAAAUUUAAGGGAAAAUCCUAUAGAAGUGAAUGAAGGAAGAAAAAAUAAGAAAAGUUUUAGAAUUUAAAAAAUAAAACUUAUUUCAUUGUCUUUGUAAUUUUUUUCUCAGUGAAAUAAAAUGAUUUUUUAAAGAAAGAAAAUAAAAUUUAAAGAUGA
Messenger RNA from Lutzomyia longipalpis, 6184 nucleotides. RefSeq lists its product as uncharacterized. The coding region runs from base 547 to 5769 and encodes 1740 amino acids. Gene Ontology annotation, cellular component: nucleus. The record is from RefSeq and is a predicted model, not a curated record. Lineage: Eukaryota; Metazoa; Arthropoda; Insecta; Diptera; Psychodidae. The transcript has 9 exons.